UAUAAACACACUCUACUGGAGACCGGGCCGCCGACUUUCCCACGCGAUACAUGACAAACCGUUUUAGCUGGACACACGGCUCCCUUCCUCUCACAAGAUGGCCUCGGAGAAUUUGGAAAUGAACGGGGAUGCUGAUCCAAACGGAGAGGCUGAGGUGCCGCUGCGAGGCCGACUGAGGAGGGACCAGGGACCCCUGAACAUGAACCACUAUGCCAAUAAGAAGAGUGCGGCAGAGAGCAUGCUGGACGUGGCUCUGCUCAUGGCUAACGCCUCCCAGCUGAAGGCGGUGAUGGAGCAAGGAUCAGACUUCACCUUCUAUGUGCCCCUCAUUACUCUCAUCAGCAUCUCGCUCAUCCUACAAAUCUUAGUGGGCGUUAUGCUCAUCUUCAUAGUGAAGUGGAACCUGAACGACCCGAGCAUGCACUACAAGCUGAACAUCAUGGAGAACAUGGCCACGGCCUUCGUCUUCAUCAUAGUUGUCGUCAACGUCUUCGUCACUGCGUUCGGUGUCCAGCGGCCCAACGCCAGUUAAUCAUACUUGACUCUCAAUGCCUUCAGGUCAACUUAGUAUGAAUGGAGCUCAGUAUUAUCCGUGCAAAUGGACACGAUAUUUACUCACCAAGAUAAAUGACAUGCAGGUGCAUUCUGCAACUCUGUCUCCCGGGUUUGAAGAGAUCAAACAUACCACAAAGAUCACGUGACAUUCGUUUGUGUGUGUGUGUGUGUGUGUGUGUGUGUGUGUGUGUGUGUGUGUGUGUCUGUGUCUGUGUGUUUGUUUGUUUGUUUGUUUGUGUGUGUGUGUGUUGAUGGAGUUCCCUUUGUCCCUAACCACUUCCACAGACAUUUGUGUGCUUUUUAUUUCAAGUGGUUAUUCUCCCCUUCAUUACCUCAUAUGCUCAGGUUACUGAUGCAAAUAAACAAUUGCCUUUAAUUAUGAAACAAAAAUAUCAGGAGCAAAGAUACUGUGUGUGAGUCACAACCACUGUGAAUGCUUCCAGGACCAAAACAAAUCUAGAGUUGUUUGGAAGUUUAGAAAUUGUUGUCAGGAGCCUUAUCGAUGUGUUUUGUUUAGAUUUUAAAUUUGUUGUCACCAAAGCAUAAUCCAAAUGAAAGGGAGUGCGACAGGAGCCAUCUUGGCUCGACCUCAGCUUGAGGCAUUACCCUUCAUAAAGGGAGCAUCUAGACUGAUUAAAUGGACCUUACUUUUUUUUUCUAUGCAAACUUUUGUGCGUUAAGUUUAAACAGAUUUUCAAGUUAAUGACUGAAUAUUUGUUGGUUUAUGUAUAUAUUGUACCAAAGUACACUUUUAAGUUUUAUAUUUUGUGUCAUUAUUUCAAGAAGGACAAAAGUUGUUUCUUAGCCUUUUCUAACUGACCUUGUAUCACAAUAUGUACUAUUUCCCAUGAGCUUUCAUAAAUAAAAUGAUACAAACAAAA
Molecule: messenger RNA, 1436 nt
Organism: Platichthys flesus (European flounder)
Lineage: Eukaryota; Metazoa; Chordata; Actinopteri; Pleuronectiformes; Pleuronectidae
Gene: ninj1
Product: ninjurin 1
Exons: 3
Coding region: 98-532 (144 amino acids)
Biological process (GO): tissue regeneration; cell adhesion
Cellular component (GO): membrane
Source: RefSeq, a predicted model, not a curated record